Messenger RNA from Papilio machaon (common yellow swallowtail), 1098 nucleotides. Its product is annotated as putative nuclease HARBI1. The coding region runs from base 232 to 1083 and encodes 283 amino acids. The transcript has 5 exons. The record is from RefSeq and is a predicted model, not a curated record. NCBI's taxonomy places the organism in Eukaryota, Metazoa, Arthropoda, Insecta, Lepidoptera, Papilionidae.
AAAUUCUUAGGCAGUAACACGAAAUGACAUUUCCAAUCGUUUUAAAAGCGACACGAUCGUUCGUUUUUGAGACGAUCGACAAAGGUGUCUCGUUUUGCCGCGAAGUCAACCGAAUCAACUUUAGUUAAAUAUCUUAAACUAUUAUUAAAUAUUAAAUAAAACUUCUAAGGUGAGAAAUCAAUUUGGUAUUAUGUUAUAAAUGAUUUGUUAGUUGAAUAAAGUAAACAAUUUAUGAUUUGGCAUAUUAUAGAUAUGUCUCGCAUGUGGAACGCCUUGAUGUUAGAAGCUGCAGAUGCCGAAGCUAAAAAGAUGUCUCGGCAGCGUAUGCUUCUACAAAGAUUAAAGAAUCGCGAACGGUUACUCCAAAAAAUUCCGGAUUGGCAGUUUAGAGCUCAUUACAGGCUGAAUAAGGAAGAGUUCCACUCGUUGUGUGACGAGCUCAGGCACAAUACCAGUUUAAAAGGUUCGAAAACAACUUCACUGGAACUUAAGGUGCUGACAGCAUUGAGCUUUUAUGCCAUGGGUUCAUAUCAGAAAGGUGUUGCUAAUGAGGUACAUAUGAAUCAAAAAAGUGUAAGUCGGUGUAUCAGAGAGGUGACAAAAGCUCUGAAUGAGAUUUCAAGUAAAUGGAUACAAUUCCCACAAACAAGCACACAAAGAACUAAAAUUAAGCAAGGAUUUUAUACUAAGUUUAAUUUUCCUGGUGUAAUUGGUGCCAUUGAUUGCACCCAUGUGGCCAUAGUUCGUCCAGCUGCAGAUGUACUUUGUUUUUAUAACAGAAAAGGCUUUCAUUCUCUUAAUGUCCAAAUGGUAUGUGACAGUGAUCUCAGAAUCACUAAUGUUAAUGCCAAGUUUGGUGGUGCAAGUCACAACAGUCAUAUCUGGGCAAGUAGAAGACUGCAAAGCCAUAUGGAGGCUCUGCAACUAUCUGGCAAGUCAGUUUGGUUGUUGGGUGACAGUGGUUACCUUCAAAGGAGCUACCUUAUGACACCUAUUCUGAAUGCAGAACCAGGAUCUAGAGGAGAGAACUACACUAGAGUGCAUGUCAAGGCCCGAAACUGCAUAGAAAGGGCAUUUGUUUAAAUAUAGAUUUUGAUA